AUGCAAAAAUUUCUUAAACAUUUGGGCCUAAAAAGAACCACAACUCCCAAUAAUACUACAACCACCACUAAUUCCAUAAGACACAAUGUGUUAUUUGGAUCCGGAGAGCCGGCUGGUGUACAAAACAUCAGUGAAGAUUUCUUUACUUUUCGAAUGUUUGGUACCUGUGGGUUCCCAAAUAAACCAUCUAACUUAGCUGUUGAUGAAGAUUUAGGACUAUUAGCUAUCACAACAAAAACUGGAUCCUUGCAUAUAUUUGGCAGGCCAGGAAUACAUUUCCAAGGCUCACAUUCAGACAAUGUUAAUGCACAGUCACCAAUAAUAUAUGCUGCCUUUUUCAGUGGAAAAUCCAAAAUUGUAACAGUAGAUGGCAACAAUGCCAUAGUCCUUUGGAGGAUUAAGGCUGCCAGUAACAACAACAACAGCAACAAAUGUAAAGAGAAUGAUAACACAUAUCAGAACAGUGACGAGGGAAAUGUCUUCUUCAGUAAAGGCAGGGAGCAUGAGUUUGAUGAACUUUUCGGCAAGGCUAUAACGCACUGCCGCCUCGACGAACGCCCUCAAAACAACAACAACAACAACAACAACAACUACAACAAUAAUAAUAAUAAUGAUGAUGAUGAGGGUAACGACGAUAGAAUCAGUUCGAAGUUACUCAUCGGGACUUCAUGUGGUGAUGUUGUCAUCAUCAGCAUAAGGACAUCAGGCGGUCGUAAUGAUAAUGAUGGCGACGAUGGCGAUGAUAAUGAUGAUCGUCGUCGUCUACGUCACGGAGAUCGUGAUGACGCUGCUGCUGGCGACGAUGACGUCAUUAUAUUUAGUGACCUCAAAAAUCCCGAUGAACGUUGUUGUAGCUGUCGUCAUAAUUAUAAAAAUAGUGGUGGCGGUAAUAAUAAUAAUAAUAACAAUAAUAAUGAUGAUAAUAAUAGUAAUAAUAAUAAUAAUAGUAAUAAUAAUAAUUAUUUUGACGGCGACGAUGGUAAUAAUAAUAGCUAUUUCGCUGACCGUGAUGAUGGUGGUGAUGACAAGAAAUACGUUUUAAGGGCUGACAGCGUUAUCAUUGAUCAAUUCCCAGAUGAAGAGAUAAGGUAUCUAGGCUCCGUUGUAUGCAUAGACCUCCAUCCGACUCAAUACAAUAAGCAAUUAGAGAGUCUGUCUUUCAAUCACAAUGGCACCGAGUUCAUAUCAAGCUAUUCUGACGGUAGUUUCGUAGUAUGGAACACCGAUGAUAAUUCUCAGCCCAGGGAACCUGCCACUACGCCAUACGGUCCGUAUCAGUGCGAGGCCAUAGAUAAAUUUCUAUGGAAAACCAACGAAAGCACAUCUCUGAUGGUGUUCUCCGGCGGCAUGCCCCGAUCCGGAUACGGAGAUAGGUACACGGUCACGAUUAUGAAGCAAGAGGGGGGGGCCAGCAGUCCCGACCAAUCCCACGUCGUCCUAGAUCUGACGUCACGCGUCGUCGAUUUCGCGGUCGUUGGCGAAAGAAAAUUCGCGAAUUUCUAUUCCAAAAAUGAUGAUGAUGAUGAGGAGGAGGAUGAAGAUGAAGAUGGCGAAGAACGCUGUGGUGAUAAUGGAGAGAAAGAGAGAGAGGAGGAAAGAAAUGGUAAAAAUAAAAAACUGGCUAGGAAAUCAUCGUCAACCAAAUCAAAAACAGCGGCGGCGGCCAACAACAACAACAGCAGCAACGACGACAAUAACAACAACAACAGCGUCACGAAAAAACAUCACCAAAACCACAAAUCAACGAAAUCCAAAUCAUCCAUUUCAUCAUCACUUCGUUCCCACAACAACAACAACAACAACAACCACGAUGGCGACAACAGCACAUCUCUAAUCCCUAACUUCCUAAUCUUACUGGCCGAGGAAGAGCUAAUAGUGGUCGAUCUAAUGGCCCACGACUGGCCUUCUUAUAGACUGCCUCAUUUAAUAAGCCCCCACUGCAGCGCUAUAACAAGCGUUUACUUCGCGCCGGAAAUUAGUGAAGAUUUUUUGAAGAAGUUAAAAGAGGCUGGAGUCAUGCAGAGGAGGAAAAAUUUGAAUUACAUGUGGAAGUCCUGGCCAUUUUUGGGUGGCCAAUCACAAUUCGCCAACGACAGCCAGUGUAACCUACUACUUACUGGUCACGAGGACGGAUCGGUCAGGUUCUGGUUAACUGAGUUUGGCGAUAUGCAGUUAUUGUAUAGGCUGGAUACUGCUCAUAUAUUUGACAUUGACGUUAAUAACCAUUCAGAGCUUAAUAACGAUUCCGAUGAAGAUUGGUUACCUUUUAAAAAGGUAGGUUCGUACAACCCUUUCACUGACGACCCUCGACUGGCCAUUCGUCAGAUCAUUCUAGACACAUCCACUCAGCCGGAAACCCUAAUUUUAGGCGGGACCGCCGGCCAGCUUAUCGUUUGCGAGUUUACCACUUUAUAUAAACAGCAGUCACAACAAACAUCUCAAAGCCAACAAAAGAUACAAAAUAUGAACAAAGAUGGCGCUAGAAUUAGCAACUGUGGUGGUGAUGAUCAUGAUGUUGUGGCUGAUGGUGCUGAUGAUAAUGAUCUGCCUAAUACGCAACCGAUUGGAGAUACCCUUUUUAUGAAUGCUACUGUACAUGAACGGAGAGUUGAGAGUGAAGAUGGCGAUGUUUUCGUUGCUGGGGACAGGAGAAAUAAUGUUAAAACUACGCCAUCUGCAUCGUCUGCGGCACAAAUAACUUCAGCAACGACAAGAAACAACAUCAAUGGCUGCAGCAGCAGCAACAACGACAACAACAACGAGAAUGUGAACAACAAUAACAACUUUUCGACGAACGUCACAUCUUCCCUGUCGAAAGACGAAAACCAAUCUCACGCACGCACGUCGUCGUCGUCAACCACAGCAUCCUCAUCGUCUUCAUCAUCGUCUUCCUCAUCAUCAUCAUCAUCAUCUUCGACGGGCACAUCUCGAACGAAGGAGAUUCAAGUUCUUUCCGUCAACAUGAUCGGCCAGAGGGAGGAUUUCCUCUGGAUGGGUCACACCCCUUUGGAAGUUGGAUGCGCCUACAGAAACAAAACAACCCUCGGUGACGUCACGGCCCAGUUUAUGACGUCAUCAGCAGCAACAACAGGCUGCGACGCUACUGCUACUACUGAUUCUAGUAACGUUGCCACUACUUCUUCUGCAGCUGCUGCUGCUGGUACCAAUGUUAAUGUUACUAUUGACGGCGAUCGUAAACGUGGUAGUCCUUUAGAAGGAGAGACAGGGCCGAUGGUCGAGAGGGGGUCCGGUACGGGCGGUAAGGGAGAGUCCACUUCAAAUACGGGGGGGUCCAGUGUGAUUGUCGGUUUUAUGGGAUUUACUGCUAAGCAGGUAGUGCUCGUACAUCCGCCUGUCUCAUGCACCACCCUGGCGAUCCAGGCUCAAUGCAAAUUGUUCGCAUUUGGUUCGGAGUAUGGAUUCUGCCUGUGCGACUACAACACCGGCAAGCUGGUCUUUCAGAAGAACUCAAAAAAUGAAACACACAGCACAACAACAUCAGCAACAGCAACGCCUGCUACGACAAUGACGUCACUUCCAGCAGCGAGCUCAGCGACCACGGCAACCGCAACAGCUUCAGCGGCUACUACAGCUACUACAACUCAAUCUACAACGGGUAACUACUUUUUGACGAUUAACAAUCGCGUUGUCGACACGCUGAGACGAACGUUUAGAGCUUCGGUUCGAAGUCUGGAGAGGGUGAGGUCAGAGUUCAAAGGUAGAAGGGGCAGAGGUUACAACGUUGGUGGGAGAAUCUGGAAGUCUUUUUCUCUUUCAAGAGGAACGGCCAAUUCUCACGGCAGAGAGCCAGCAUCGGCCAGCAGACCGCACAUUCCUUGUUUGAACUCUUCAGAAUCAGCUGUUCUAAUCCCCACUAACACUAACACGACUACGGGAGUAACUCCGGAUGGCAGCACCAAGCCAACUUCCUCGUCGUCCUCUGCUUAUUAUCGCCACCAGCAGCAGCAGCAGCACAGACGAAUGAUUUUUGGCGACGGAGGAGGGUGCGUCAGUUUCAUGCAGUCCCAUAAGCGCUCCCAGAAUGCAACUCUUGAUAUUUUCAAUAACAAAGGUUCAUUAGACCGAGAUCCACACACUGCCUCGUUAUCAAGAGCUGGCACUCCAAUCAUUAGGUGCCUGUACUUCUCUAGCAACGAUUUUAAUAGCUCGGCAGCAGCAGCAGCAGCAGUGGAAGAGGAGGAAAAGUCUUGGAAUGGCACUCUCUGGAUAGGGACGAGCCUCGGCAGCAUCUUCAUGUACAAUUUAACUAUUCCCCCAGUCAGUAAGCGAUAUCUACAGCCCGUUAUUUGGUCGUUGGCCAAAGAAAUAAAACUGAAACACGAAGCUCCCAUCUUAGACAUCUGCAUGCUUGACAACAAAACUGGCUCGCCUAUAAAACUAGGUCAACAGCAGCAGCAGCAGCCGCAAAAGCAGCUGCAGCUUAAGCAGAGCCAGCAAAGACAGCGGAUGAGAAAUUUCAGAUGGAAAUUCCCGACAUCUAUUUUUGGAACAAUAUCGUCUGCCAGCGUCGGCCAGUGCCUCGUCGUCUGCUCCCAGAAGCAAGUCAAGAUAUUCUCAUAUCCGGGUCUCCGGACUAAACGGAAAGUGAAACUAAAUAAUAAUAACAACAACAAUAAUAACUACCUCAAUAAUGAUGAUAAUAAUAAUAAUAAUAAUAAUAAUAAUAAUAAUAAUAAUAAUAAUAAUAAUAAUGAUAAUAAAGAAUCUUUCAUCCAACAUCAGCCUAAACAAUUGAUCAGUAAUAAUAAUAAUAAUAACAAUGAUGAUAACAAGUUUUUAUCAGCUUCGCGUACAGCUACAACAGAUGUCAAGGCCAUGGCGGCUGCUAAAAAUGUUAAUUUGAAUGCUAAUUAUGCAAAUUAUGCUGAUUAUGCUAAUUAUGAUCACAUCGUUAGGACUCCGUGCAUUGCUAAAGUAGCUUAUUCAUCCUUUCAAAGUCUCGCUGUGGAGUCUGGUCUGGUCUGUCUGACGGAUGAUGGCCUGGCUACCGUGUACAGCAUCCCGAGUCUCAAGCUGAGAUUUCUCGCUAAUGCUGUGUCUAGACAGUGUGUUAAAGACGAGCAAGUCAUAGAGAAGUUUAUACAGAAAUUAGUUGACGCUAAAUUUUGA
Helobdella robusta is the source of this 5130-nucleotide messenger RNA. RefSeq lists its product as hypothetical. Gene Ontology annotation, biological process: regulation of Notch signaling pathway; regulation of protein secretion; establishment of spindle orientation. Bases 1 to 5130 code for a protein of 1709 amino acids. The record is from RefSeq and is a predicted model, not a curated record. Gene Ontology annotation, cellular component: cortical actin cytoskeleton; cytoplasm; plasma membrane. Gene Ontology annotation, molecular function: syntaxin binding; GTPase activator activity; myosin II binding. The transcript is spliced from 20 exons. NCBI's taxonomy places the organism in Eukaryota, Metazoa, Annelida, Clitellata, Rhynchobdellida, Glossiphoniidae.